This is a messenger RNA of Dujonia railenensis, 747 nucleotides long. Lineage: Eukaryota; Fungi; Ascomycota; Pichiomycetes; Serinales; Debaryomycetaceae. The record is from the annotation of a GenBank genome assembly.
AUGCCCAUCGAGCUUGUCCUUUCACCUGUCAUGAGACCAUUGGUCAUGGCAAAAGCAGUAUUGUUUCAUCCACAUCGUAGGGCAUCCCGUUAUGUCCCCAAUAUAGUUGAUAUGUCUGCCGAAAACACCUCUACAUAUGCUGUAUUGCAUAGGUUCGGUUCAGGUUCGAAGAUAUUUGACGUUUUUGAUACCGAAAAUGGAUCUUUACCAUUGGGUGCAAAUGACCCGGGUAAGAAACUUUUUUGGUUUGUUAGAUCUAGAGCUGUCAAAGGAGCUUACAAAAUGUAUUCUUCAGCAAUCACCGGUACAGGAGAAAACGGUGAAGAUGAACCUUGUGCAGCGAUUAGAGCAGGUUUGCGUUCAAACGUGCUUCUAAUCAGAGCGCCAGACGUCCCAGCUGCUGAGCUUGGAUGGCAUAUCAUCAGCCACAGAGUGGAUGCAAACGAUAGUUAUCGUAUGUUCACUUUAGCUGAUGGCUUCACCUAUCAAUGGACAAGUAAGGGUAGAUGGUUAGAGAAGGUUUAUAACUUGGGAGAGAAGGAAUCCGAAGUUAGAGAAAGGAUUGCACAAGUUAUUCCAAACGGAAUCAAUGGAUUCACAUUGGUAGUUGAUGAGACUAAAAUCCCUCGAGAAUUGGCAUUGGGGUCUGCAUUGUGUUCGCAUAUCGAUCAGUGGAAUACUAAUAUCGAAGUAGGUGGUAUUUAUUAUGCUAGACAACCGGGUCAAGUCAGAUGGAAGAGAGAUUAA